Messenger RNA from Batrachochytrium dendrobatidis JAM81, 2086 nucleotides. RefSeq lists its product as uncharacterized. Gene Ontology annotation, cellular component: proteasome core complex, alpha-subunit complex; nucleus; proteasome core complex. The transcript is spliced from 11 exons. Lineage: Eukaryota; Fungi; Chytridiomycota; Chytridiomycetes; Rhizophydiales. Gene Ontology annotation, molecular function: polynucleotide 5'-phosphatase activity. Bases 254 to 2086 code for a protein of 610 amino acids. Gene Ontology annotation, biological process: proteasomal protein catabolic process. The record is from RefSeq and is a predicted model, not a curated record.
GAGAUUAAAGUGUGGGAUUGACUAAAACUGUAAUAUGAAUAUCCAUUCAGUUGUUUUGUACAAAAUUAACCCAAAAUACAGUACAUUCUGUCAGGUUUAAUUGACAAUGUUAUCCAGUAGAUUUGGUACUUUAUUAUACAUGAACAGGAUUAAUAAGAAUAUCGACAAAAUGAGAUUGGCUUUCAAACCAAUGGUCACGUGGUGUAGUUUCAUUUUGUUUGAACUUUCGGCGGCAUUUGAAUAGCUUCAAAUAAUGUCAAACAAACAUUCCAUCAACCCUCCAGACAGUCCUGACAGUCAUCAAGCUGAUACAGGUCUCAAACGAAAACGAAAAAAGUACAACGAUCCUCCAUUUGAUUCUUCUUCCACUGCUUCUUGUCAAGCGCAUGUUCUUAGUGUAGCCAAUUCCAUCACAAAUGACAAAGAUCUAUUCAUUACUGCCAAAAAUAGUGAUAAUGCAAGUCAUGUACAUCAUCAUACAGAUAACCAUCAGCAGUCUGGAUUUAACAACUACAUGAAAGGCAGUAUUGACUCUAUUCAAAGUCAGCCAGAAACACCCGAAUAUCACUCUCAGCACCAAACUAGUCUGAAUACUACAGAUUGUAAUGCUGGCAGCAGUAUGCAUACAAGCCAUGCUAGUCAACAACACGUUCCUCACAACUCUCAUCUACUGCCACAACCCAAUAAACCGCAUCCUACUCAACCUACUGUCUCUCGUAACAAUAUGCCUUUGUUUUGGCCCACUAUUCAUAUGGAUGUAACCGAGCAAGUCGGCCAGUUUCUUAGAACGUCUAUAUUACGUGCACAAGAUAUGAUUGCAAAAAAACAAUCACGGUUUGUAUCGGCUAUUGAAAUUGAAGUCAAACUGGGGCGUGUAUGUGACAAGGAAUCUCGUCAACGUGUUCAGCUUCCUAUCCGGUCAGAAACAGUGAUGGACAAUAGUGGCGGACACUUUGCAUUCCAAAGUAACAUGACUCGUGAUAUGCACAGUCUUCUCAACCAAAAGCUAAACCAUGUGGUUGGACUUCCUAAAUCAAAUGUACGGUAUGUGCAUUUGUAUGAAGAAGAUCAGUUUUUUCACGUACAUGGUAUCGGUAAAGUCCGAAAAACAAUCAAUAUGAAAACCAAACAGGUCAAGUGUAUCAUUUCAAAAGUAAAUGUUGCAAACUUGGAAGUGUUUCUUCCACAAUCUCCAUUGGACUAUCGCGUGUCAGUCAAUAUUGAACACCAUAUUGAAAAUAUUGAUUUACUGGAAACUCCCGACUUUUCUCGAUGCAAGGAUAGACUAUCAUACUCGUUGACACCAUUUCAAGUUGAUCUUACUCAAGUAAAACGAACAGUAGAAAGCUCUUACAGUACUGGCCGCAUUCAUCAAGUUGAAUACGCUCUUGAAGCAGUCAAGCAGGGGUCUGCUGCUGUGGGUCUCCGAUCAAAUACCCACGCUGUUGUGCUUGCGCUCAAGAGAUCUGUUGGAGAGCUUGCCACGUAUCAAAAGAAAGUGCUCAAAAUUGAUGACCAUAUGGGCAUUGCAUUUUCCGGGCUUACCUCUGAUGCUCGAGUGCUGAGUAACUACAUGAGAUCCGAAGCCAUGAAGUCUCGCAUGGUGUAUAAUCGUCCUCUUCCGGUUUCUCGCAUUGUUGCAUCCAUUGGGGACAAGGCUCAGAUCAACACUCAAAGAUACGGAAAACGUCCUUACGGUGUGGGUUUACUGGUUAUUGGCGUAGAUGAUACUGGUCCUCAUUUGUACGAGUGUGCUCCAUCUGGAAACUUUUUUGACUAUUGUGCAAUUGCAAUUGGUGCUCGUUCGCAAUCUGCAAAAACCUCGUUGGAGCGUCAGAUUGGUAGUUACGAAACAGCCACUUUGGAUGAGUUGAUUCUUUAUGGAUUAAGAUCGCUUCGCGAUACUCUUCAACAGGACAAGGAACUCAAUAUCAACAACUGCACGAUUGGUGUUGUUGGUAUGGGAGUCAACUUUUACACUGUUGAAGGCGAUGAGCAUCAGAGGUAUUUGGAUAUGCUUGCUGACUCUGCUGCUGUGUCUUCUGUAAUUCCCGAGAGCACUGCUGCUCCCAUGGAAACUGAUUAG